Molecule: messenger RNA, 1167 nt
Organism: Copidosoma floridanum
Lineage: Eukaryota; Metazoa; Arthropoda; Insecta; Hymenoptera; Encyrtidae
Gene: Rtc1
Product: RNA terminal phosphate cyclase 1
Biological process (GO): ribosome biogenesis; endonucleolytic cleavage of tricistronic rRNA transcript (SSU-rRNA, 5.8S rRNA, LSU-rRNA)
Cellular component (GO): nucleolus
Molecular function (GO): RNA endonuclease activity
Source: RefSeq, a predicted model, not a curated record
AUGCCGACACGGAUUAAAAACAAUGUUUUGCAUUACGAAGGUUGCAAUUACUUGAGAUACAGACUAAUAUUAUCGACCUUAUCGGGAAAGCCUAUAAAAAUAACAGAUAUUCGGUCUAAAGAUGACGAGCCAGGCCUGAAAGAAUUUGAAAUAAGCUUCAUAAGGUUGUUGGAUAAAAUAACUAAUGGCUCUAGAAUAGAAGUGAACGAAACGGGUACAAGUCUAUAUUACAUUCCUGGAUUAUUAGCUGGAGGAGUGAUUGACCAUGACUGUAGUUUACAAAGAGGAAUUGGUUAUUAUCUCGAAGCAGUUAUGGCAUUGUCACCGUUUUGUAAAACUCCAUUAAAAAUUAAGUUAAAGGGAGUUACUAAUAAUAAUGAAGAUCCCAGUGUUGAUAGAAUUAAAACAGCUGGCAUUCCAGUACUUAAACGUUAUUUAGCUGGCGAUAAUGAUAUUAAAUUCAACAUAAACAAAAGAGGUGUGGUACCUCUAGGAGGAGGAGAAGUAUAUUUUGAGUGUCCUGCUAGUAAAUUUCUCAAAUCCAUUCAGUGUUUAAACAGUGGCAUGGUAAAAAGAGUCAGAGGUACAGCAUGUAGCUUGCGAGUUUCACCUGCGAUUUCUAAUCGUCUUGUUGAAUCUGCUAAGGGUGUUUUAUUGAAAUUUUUGCCAGAUAUUCAUAUUUACACUGAUGCUACUAGGGGAGCCUCAAGUGGAAAAUCUCCAGGUUUUGGCGUGAGUCUAACAUCAGAAAGUUCAGAAGAUACGUUUCUUUGUGGGGAAGCAUAUUCUCCAUUAAUGACAGCUGGAUCCUUGCCAUGUGUUCCUGAAGAUUUAGGCAAAGAAGCAGCUCUUAAACUGCUAGACGAAGUUUACAGGAAUGGAUGCGUAGAUAGUGCUUUCCAGUGUGUAACAGCACUCUUCAUGGCCCUUGGAAAAAAGGAUGUCUCAAAAAUGAUCGUAGGACCACUGACCCCAGCUAUGGUACAAUUUUUGAGAGACUUGAGGGAUUUCUUUGGGGUCACUUUCAAACUAGAAAAUGUCAAGGAUGAAGAUGGGGAAAGUACUGAACAAGUGUUGUUAACGUGCGUGGGCAUAGGAUAUUCGAAUUUGAGCAGGAGAGUUUUAUAAUUGUCAGAUUUUGAGAUCACAUCUGACCUUUGUACAUAU